AUGCUAGUUAAUAAGAGACAAACGCCAUGUAUACUUGUGUCCUUCUUCAUUGGGAUUGUAUUUUUCACUGUAUUGAAUAUGUCGAAAAGUCAUAUUAAUCUGGAUUCCAUCAGCAAGCAUUUUUCCUCCGUUACACAGGCCAAAGCGCAGCCUAAAGAGUCAAUGGCUUCUAAGGCAAGGAAAGCAUUCAAGAAGAAGGUUUAUAUCGACGACGAGUUCGAGUAUUCCAAAAUCACGUACAUGAAUACCAAGUUGGUGAACUCAAGGACCGAUAAAAGCAUGUUGGUUGUUUCAAGUGUUGGAAAUAAAGAUAGUUAUGGGAAGGACAAAUCGUUUGUGGAUUUGUUGAAUACGAUUGGGCUGAUCGACUACGAAGCGAACUCGAUUUCCUUAGGGUUCUUGAUAGGUGAGAAAGAAGAAUUUGGCAAUGUGGAAACAUUUUUCGAUAACUAUUUCAACGAGUUAGCCAAGGUUGAUGCAAAUGCUAAGAAAACGUUGGCUCAGUAUGUUAAUAGGGUUACAUUACUCACGGCACCAUUUAUAGAUAAGGCGUUUCAAAGCAUUGAUAGAAACGACAGACACAACGAUAACUUGCAACGGUUAAGAAGAAGAUCUAUCGCAAGAUCCAGAAACUUUUUAUUGCUCCACUCGCUACAGAACGAGAAAUAUACGCUAUUCAUUGACUCGGACAUCGUGAAGAUCCAACAUCCUCAAAUGAUCAAAUCAUUCAUUGCAACAGGUAAAGAUAUCAUAGUUCCUAGGAUUAUCCGCGGUGAUCUUCAGGAUUACGACAAGAACUCAUGGGUCGGUGAAAGAACAGUUCCAUCCCCAGAACAAUAUAAAAAGUUGGAUCUGAACGAUUGGGAAAAUUGGGACUAUGUUCCAAGAGAUGUCGAAGAUAAAAUGAUGCACUUCGAUAAAUUCAUAGAGAAGCAUAAAGGUGACCCAAAUACCCACCUAACCAAAAGACCUGGCUACUUGAUGAAAUUAGACUCAGUUGGUGGUGCCAUUCUUUUUCUGAAAUCGGUAAUCUACAAACAAGGUGUUGUCUUCCCACCAAACUAUAUUAUUGGAACUACAUGGGACCGUUUGGAAGGCUACGACGGUAUUGAAACAGAAGGUUUAUGUUAUGUGGCUAAGUCCUUAGGCUAUGAGUGUUACGGAAUGCCAAAUAUGGUUGCUGAACAUUCUCCAGAAUAA
This is a messenger RNA of Debaryomyces hansenii CBS767, 1200 nucleotides long. RefSeq lists its product as uncharacterized. The record is from RefSeq and is a predicted model, not a curated record. The coding region runs from base 1 to 1200 and encodes 399 amino acids. Gene Ontology annotation, biological process: protein N-linked glycosylation; cell wall mannoprotein biosynthetic process. The transcript has a single exon. Gene Ontology annotation, cellular component: mannan polymerase complex. Gene Ontology annotation, molecular function: alpha-1,6-mannosyltransferase activity. Lineage: Eukaryota; Fungi; Ascomycota; Pichiomycetes; Serinales; Debaryomycetaceae.